AUGGUACAGAGUGCAACAAGAAAUAGAACUGUGUUGAAUGGCGGCCUUACCGGUGGUUUCAACAAUCUCUCGAAAGACUCCAGCAAGAGACAAAUCACAGAGCCACUGAGAGUAGCCAAACGUCAAAAGACAGGACCAGAGACUGCUGCAGCGACAGACGUCUCAGCACAGGCUGCCUUUCUAACGCAGGGGUUCGCCCCGCCACCGACGUCCUUAUCCCUCUCACCGCAGACGCCCACAUUGGUCGACUUGACGAAUUCCCAGCAGUCGGGAGACGGUGAUGCGGCUAGCAUCCGCAGCACGCACUCGAUAAACUCGACUGCGAACGGAAGCGAAUUCAGAGACGUGGAGAAGGUGCGCAACGGUGUCGGCAAGAAAUCUGGCAGUCGUCCACGUGGCCGAAGACUGCAUGUCAGAGGAUCAAAGAAGCCCGAGGGCUAUGACUGCGAUAUCGAGGAUGAGAUCGUCCAAGACCACCCAGUACAAGACAGGCGGCCUCGUGGAGAAUCGAGAGAAGGUCUCAGGAAAAAGCCUUACCGUCAACCCCCGAGACGUGGUGCAGAUGACAUAACAGAGGUCUCGGAGGACGACGAGCUUGCCUUUCAGACUGGGCGUAGUCGCCGAGCAGGAGAUGACAUCUCGGACGAUGAUGGAAAGUCGCCAGUCGCAACCGCCACGAAACGGAAGCGAGGAGAUAUGACCAACGUGAAAUUUGAACAGUCGCAUCCGGCCAUCCCCAGGAACCUUGUCCUCAAAGUCGCUCGUGCCGUGUCAGGGAGAGACGCCUUCGAGGCCAAGAAGCCAGAGGAGUGUAUUCUUCUGAAGCUCAGCCAGGAUAGGAAGAGUCUCGUCGCAUUCGAUCAGGCAGGCAGACAUUAUUCGGAGGGAGGGUGGCUGGAUGUCAAGUUGAUGUUCUGCACAAAAGUAUUCUACAGCAUCACGGGCACCCAAUUCGCGGUAAUUUGGAGGUCUUCUGCUCCCAACGUAGGAGGCUUACUGGUACUCGGCUUUGCCGAACCAGGGGAUGCCCACCGCCUUGGGGACUGGGCCGAAGCCAAGGUCAAAACCUUCACUACACAGAGGAUCGAUUGUUCCCCCAAGGACAGUGAGUACCUCCGGAAGAUUUAUGAAAAACAAAGAACGAUCGCGGAGAAGUGGGAGGUCAAGAAAGACUCUCAGCCCGAUGACAUUAAGCUGUUGGAACACAAGGAGGCCAUCAAGACCGCAGCGAAAACAACGUCUGUGCCGUGGACUCAGUCGAAAACAAGUCCCCCGAGCAAUCAACCACUUCGCGGUAACAUGAGGGCCGAAGACUCAUCGCGUCCAUCGAAACCCGAGAUUACGCCAUCACGUUCUUCGAACUCGGAUACUACGAAAUCUGCCUACUUCGCUCUCGCCCGCUAUGAUACCGGGACUGAGUCUCGACAGACCAAGGAAUUGCCGCCCAGAGAAGCAAGAAACACCGCCUCCAAACGGCUCCAGGAGUCUCCUCUUAGUAUCAUCAAGCGCAAAUCCCCCAGCCCCGUUUCGUGGAUACAGCAAAACCCUGACUGGGACAAGAUAUGGAAUGAGAAACCGCUCAUUUUCCCUGCUACGGGCAAGAAUAGGGCGUCAGUCUAUCGUGAUGACAUUUCGCGGCUAGAGGAAGGAGAAUACCUAAACGACAAUCUCAUUGGCUUCUACCUACGCCACCUUCAAGUUCACCUAGAAAGGGAGAACAAGACACUAUCCGACCGGAUCUACAUCAUGAACACCUACUUCUAUCCAAAACUGACCGACACUAAAGCGGGCCGGGGCAUCAACUACGAGGGAGUCAAGUCGUGGACUGCAAAAGUCGACCUUUUCUCCUACGACUACAUCGUGGUUCCCGUCAACGAGAGUGCUCACUGGUAUCUAGCAAUCAUUUGCAAUCCAUCCAAGUUGCUCAACACAGAUGACGACGAACCUGAGAUAAAAGACGCUCAAUCUCUAGAUGAGCACAAAGAAUCAAAGGAAACUUCUCAAGAGAAGCUCGUGGGACCCUCGUCGGAAGAAGGCAUGGUAUCUACUGUUGGCGAGCAAGUCGAGCAGAUGAGUCUAGACGAGAGCCAACCUAGCGAACAGAAGAAGGAAGAGCCAAGGCCCGGGCCUGAAAAGAAGGAGAAGGGUCCGCCUACGAAGCAACGUCAAUCACGCAAAAGCAUAGGAAUUGCUUUUCGGAAACAGGAUCCCACAGAAGCCAGAGUCAUCACUCUUGACUCUCUUGGCGUCGGGCAUUCCCCUACCUGCGGCAACCUGAAGGCUUACCUCGUCCGAGAGGCCCAAGACAAGCGCAACAUGGAAAUUGAACCACCUGGAACCUUCGGAUUGACAGCAAAGAAAAUCCCUGAGCAGGAAGAUCACGCAAGUUGUGGUGCAUAUCUCCUUGGCUACAUGCGGGAGUUCCUGAAAGACCCUGACGGCGUGGUUACCAAGCUAGUUCGUAAGGAGCGGCUAGAUUGGGACAUCACGUCCCCUGCGAUGCGAAGCGAACUACGCACCAUCAUCAUCGAACAGAGAAAACUACAGAACGCCACCUUGGCGGCAGAGAGAAAAGCUAAGCGCAAGUCUACUGGACAGCCGGUCACUCCAGGCAAGGUGUCAGAUGAAUGUCACGAGAACGAGCCUGCGCCGCCAAGAACUCCUCAGCCUUUUGUUGUUGAUGUGCCAAAGAAUCCGUCGUCUACUGUCAAAGGAUCUCCGGCUACAGGCCUGCCGCCCACCAAUCGCAGCAGUCCACCGGCGAAGAUUGAGGGCAGCGAUGCAACCACUCUCUUGGUAGAAUCAGAGUCGUCGAUCCAUGAUAAGCCUGUCACUGGGAUCGAGCAAGUCUCGGACAUCGCUCAACCCGUUGAAGUCGAGCAAGGCUCGGGGGUUGAAAACGCUCAGCGGGUCGAGUCCGGUCCACAACAUACCGCAGCUUUUGCACCUGGCCCGGCAGUCGAGCGUCCCGUAUUACCUGGCGACACCGUUCUCCCGACCAACGAACAAUGCGACGUGAUGCGAUCCCUCGUGGACAGUUUGGAGCCGCCAGCGACGCCAAUUCGGGAGGCAUCGCGCACCGGCAAAUCAACUGGGGUUCAGCUCAGAACCAGCCCUCGUCAUUCAAGAACCAAGGCGGUUGAGGUGGAAGAGAUUUCAAUGCUGCCUGCACUUAGAUCAACGCCGGCUCAGUCUUCCGAGCAAAUAGCACCAGACUCUCGAGGUCCGAAAAAGAAACUGGGCAGCAAUCAAAAGAUGCUGCAGCCACUUGCGUCUUCACCAGCCCAGUCUGCUGAGCAAAGAAAGGCAGGUGUCCGGGCUCUUAAGAGGAAGCCCAGUAACAGUGAGCAGUUACUAUUGAAUCUGUCUUCUCCACCGCCCAAGGCUGCUCGCAAGGAUGAAGAGACUGAUCCCCAACCCCCAAAAGGUGACUCGCCGAGUGAGCAACUGCUGGGUGAAUUGCAAUCCUCCAGCGAGUCGAUGCCAAGGCAGAGUCACAAGUCCGGGAGGGAUGUUAAAAUACAAGAGGGCAUCAUUAUCCAAGACCCAGAACCCCCAAAGACGUCGCCACGCACGCUGACGGAGACUCCCGCACAGAAGAGUUCUUACUUUGAGGCUAGAUCCCCGCCGAGAUCUGCUAGAAAGAGGAAGCAACUCUCUCCGCAAUACCCGAGAGCAAGGGAUCGAGCGAGGCCGAGCAUCGAAAAGGAUACAGAGAGCUCACGCAACAAGAUCGAGGGACCCGCGAAUGGCUCUGAGACGGUGGAUCUUACCGUGAACUGA
Molecule: messenger RNA, 3783 nt
Organism: Colletotrichum godetiae
Lineage: Eukaryota; Fungi; Ascomycota; Sordariomycetes; Glomerellales; Glomerellaceae
Exons: 2
Coding region: 1-3783 (1260 amino acids)
Biological process (GO): protein desumoylation; proteolysis
Cellular component (GO): cytoplasm; nucleus
Molecular function (GO): SUMO-specific endopeptidase activity
Source: RefSeq, a predicted model, not a curated record